AUGAGCAAACCGACACGUUACGCUGUGAUGGACGACUACACGCGAACGAUAAAUGUUUCCGAUCCCCAACCCGGAGCCUACCUAAACGGCGACACCGCUGUUCGUUCGUCCCUCCAUACGGAUUAUGAAGACGAAAUUGACGACGACAUGAGAGAUCCUCACUACUUUGACAUCACAGAGGACAUUGGACCAAGCAGGAUGCAUGCUGGUCAUCGAAACAUGGAUCACGAAGUCUUGCCACAGCAGUUUGAAUAUCUCCUAUGGUCCCCACUACCAAGAGACCUGCCUACCACGCGCAAAGACGCCCUUGUUGUUAUGGCCGCCUAUGAAGGGAAUCUAGACCGCUAUCUUCGUCUCCGACGACCGUCAAUGGUUGCAGAUGAAUGCUGUGCUGUGCAACGGGGCAUAUACCACAACACAACCUUUGCAAAGUGGUGGUCACUCCAGGACCCUGGAACUUUGGGCCCCAACUCUCAAUACAUCCUGGAAGCCAUCAAUGCACGCUUCAUUAUGAACAACGACCUGUCGCGCAUCAACCCGGAAACCCCCGACAAGAACGAUAUACCCCGUCUCUUCUGGUAUCCUCUGUUUCCACAAGAACGAACCCUGCGCGAGCUUGUCCGCAGACGCCCCCGCACCGCGUUCCAAGCGGCAUUGGUUUGCAUUGCUGCUAACUAUCAGUACACUUAUGAUGCCCUGGACGUAGAGCCUCAUUACAUCACGUAUCAACAGGCGCGAAUGAGACACAACCCGCACUACGCACUCGAUAUUGAGCGGCGUGCAGCCGAGAGCGAUGUUGACCUCCACCCAAAUACUCACCUAAGCCACUUGACCAGACCGGACAAGGAGCCCACGACACUGGCGAUCGAGCCUGGUAUUCGCGCAUUUCGCGGGGCCUUGGUUGAAGCACACCUAAAGGGGAUCUAUCCAGGCGAGUUGCAGGCGAAUGCUGCCUCAUGGGAGCUUUUCAUUUGUGUACCAAGCGAGUUAAAACGGCGAGCUGAGGUUGAGGGACUGAUGUUGUACCCUGAGAGUAACGACAUUGAGACUUGGAAAGAGUUGAUCUCGCGGAAUCAAGGCACUGGAAGAUAA
Colletotrichum destructivum is the source of this 1092-nucleotide messenger RNA. RefSeq lists its product as uncharacterized. The transcript has a single exon. Bases 1 to 1092 code for a protein of 363 amino acids. The record is from RefSeq and is a predicted model, not a curated record. NCBI's taxonomy places the organism in Eukaryota, Fungi, Ascomycota, Sordariomycetes, Glomerellales, Glomerellaceae.